Messenger RNA from Emiliania huxleyi CCMP1516, 2415 nucleotides. RefSeq lists its product as hypothetical. Bases 1 to 2415 code for a protein of 804 amino acids. The transcript is spliced from 3 exons. NCBI's taxonomy places the organism in Eukaryota, Haptophyta, Isochrysidales, Noelaerhabdaceae. The record is from RefSeq and is a predicted model, not a curated record.
AUGCUGAUCACAGUCUCCACGGCGCUGGCCGGUGCCUGCCUGCUCGUCUGCCUCGCCCUGUGUGUGCGCAGCCGUAUGGUUCGGGCAGCGCCCGUCCGACCACAGCUGCACGAGGCCGUGCUUGCGGCCAUCUGUAAACUCCGCGAGACCGACGAGGGUCCGUACGCGCAGAUGGCCGCCGAGGAGGAUGCAACGCGGGCCAAGGCGCGCGCGGCGGCGCUGCGAGAGCUCGCAAACGCCUCGGAGGAUCUCGAGGCGGCUGCAGCGGCAAGGACGGAGACAGAGGCGGUGGCAGCGGAGGAGGCGUCAGUGGCGCGGCUGUCGCUGGCGCGGCUGUCGCUGCGCGACGCUGCGAGCCGGCGAGCCGGCGAGCUUGAGACGGCCACGGCGGAGCACGAGGCGGAGCAGAAGGCGGCGCUUCGCACUGCGAUAGAGCGACGGGCGGCGGUCGGGGCGGCGCUAGCUACCAGGGAGCGUGAGGCGGCGGCGGCAGAGGCGGCGGUUGCCGAGGCGGCGAGGGUGGCGGCGGCGGAGGAGGCGGAGCGGGUUAGGACCGGGACGGUGGCCGAGGCGGUGGCGAGGGCGGUGGCGAGGGCGGCGGCAGUGGAGCAGGCAUCGUGCAGUGUUGCGGAGGCGGAGGCGGAGGUGGCGGCGGCAGAUGCAGCGCGAGCGGCGGAUGCCAUGGAGGCGGCGAGGGCAGAAGAGGCGGCGGCGAGGGCGGGGCUCGGCAUGGCCGAGGGCGAAGGUGAUGUGGCCAAGGCGGAGGCGCGUCUCGCAGAGUCGCAGCAGGCCGCCAGCCGGCUGAAGACGUGGUUUCAACUCGCGAGCCAGCGCAAGGCGGCGGCCGGCGAGGACCUGGAGGCGGCGGCCCGCGCUUGCAGCGAGCUCGAGGCGACGGUUGCGGAGGCGGCAGCUGUCAAGGCGGCUGCCACGGCCAGGGCUGCGACAGCAGUGGCGGCGGAGGAGGCUGCACGGACGGCGGCCGAUCUGGCCAGAGCCGAGUUGGCAGCAGCUGCAGCGGAGAUGGAGGUGGCAGAGGAGGCGCGGGCUAGCCUUGAGGCGAGGGUGGAGGUUGCGGCGGCGGGUGCGGCGGUGGCGAGGGCGGCGCCGCAGGGCGGCAUCGCCUACCGGAUGGCGCCUCCAGAGGAUAUCGCAGCCGGGACGCCGCUUCUCGAGAAAGUGCACGCCGCCGACCGGAGCCUGGCCGACGCACAGCGCGAUGUGGCUGCAGCGGAGGCGCGCCUCGCCGAGUCGGAGCAAGCCGCCAAGGAGCUGAAGGCGGCGCUCGCGGUUGCGGAGCGCGAGGCGGCUGAGGUGGCUGCUGCCGCCGCCAAGGCGGAAGCGGCGGCAGCCAAGGCGGAAGCCGAGCGUUUGGCAGCUGAAAAGGCGGCGGCAGUGGAGGCGGCGAGAGUGGCGGCGGAGGAGGCGGCGGCGGAGGAGGCGGCAAGAGCGGCGGCGGAGGAGGCUGAGGCGGCAGAGGCAGAGGCGGCGCGGGUGGCUAUGGGCCAACGGAUGGCGGCUGCUGCGUUGAAGCAAGCUGCAGCUCGCGCUGCGGCUGCGGUGGCAAAGAAGGAGGCCGAAGAGGCGGCCGAGGCAGAGGCGGCGCGGGUGGCUAUGGGCCAACGGAUGGCGGCUGCUGCGUCGAGGGCGGCUGCGGCGCGAGUGGCGGCUGCAGCGGCAAGGACGGAGACAGAGGCGGAGGAGGAGGCGGAGGAGGAAGCGGAGGCGGAGGCGGAGGCGGAGGCGGAGACGGCGCGGGUGGCGGAGGCGGCGCGGGUGGCGGCUGCUGCGCGGGUGGCGGCUGCUGCGCGGGUGGCGGCGGCGGCGGCGAAGACUGCGGCGGUGGCGGCGGCGGCGAAGACUGCGGCGGAGGCGGAGGCGGAGGCGGAGGCGGAGGCGGAGGCGGUGGUAGAGCGUCUACGACAGCUCGAUGGCGAGGCGCCGCCGACGCGCAGACGGCUGAGCGAUGUGCUAUUGGGGGUGGGUCCGCGGCUGAAGUCUACUCGCACUUCGCUCGGCGCCGAUUUAAUUGAUGCCGGCUCCGCUGCUGCCGCCUCCGCUGCUGCUGGCGAGGUAGUUGUUACCUCGUCGCCACCGCGCGGGGCCAGUUUCGACGUGGAGGGAGUUGCGGCCGAGUGCUACACCCCGUUUGACGCGAAGUCCGAGGCGGCCGCUGUGACGGGGAACGAGGUGGCGCCCCGGCGACGGAGCGGCCCGCGCUCGACAACGACCGCCCGUCGGACCAGCGACGCGCGAUCUGGCGACGGCGCUAACGGCGCGGAUGUCUCGAGCUUGCGGGACCUGGUGCGGGACGCCAAAGUUGCUGCCAAUGUCGGAGGCCGCAGGGCCAGCGUCGGGAGUACUCCUCCCCCAAAGCGCGAUCUGGAUAUGCUGCGAGAGCUGGGGCUGCUGUAG